AUGGAAGUUUACUGUGGGAGGAAUGUGAAUCCUAGUGUUCCUCUUGCCACUUCUGUUUUUAUGAGCCUUAUGAGUGGAUUACUAAAUGAGAGCCGAAUCUUACACACAGACAAUUUUUACAGAAGUGUUCAUCUAGCACACCAGCUUCUUGAACAAGCAACACAUUUAGUUGGUACUCUAAUAUCAAACAGAAAGCUGAAUCCUCAAGAUGUGGUACAGGCAAAACUGAAGAAGGGGGAACACAAAGCAAAGGAAAGUACCAGAGGUGUAGUAGUACUGAAAUGGAAAGAUAAGAGGGAUGUUCUGAUGCUGAGUACUGUUCAUGGAGAAGAAGAAGCAGAAGUUCAAACCAGAAACGGCACAAAGAAAAAACCAGCAACGAUUAUUGACUAUAAUCAGCCAAAGUCUUUCAUAGAUCAUUCUGACCCAAUGAUGUCAUACUCGCAUUGUCUAAGGUGGGGUGUGAAAUGGUACAGGAAGCUUGCAAUUGAAUUGUUGGCAGAGUCAGCACUGGUACUUUCUACAAUUGGUUUAUACAGUUACUACAGUUUGAAGCAGCUUACAGGUGAACAUCUGAAUGCAUUGGAUAAUAAGUUAGUUGUGGUUCAUACUUUGAGAGAAAAAGGUUAUAGAGUUUUGUAG
Messenger RNA from Schistocerca piceifrons (Central American locust), 642 nucleotides. Its product is annotated as piggyBac transposable element-derived protein 4-like. The record is from RefSeq and is a predicted model, not a curated record. Lineage: Eukaryota; Metazoa; Arthropoda; Insecta; Orthoptera; Acrididae. The transcript has 2 exons. Bases 1 to 642 code for a protein of 213 amino acids.